This is a messenger RNA of Daucus carota subsp. sativus, 3872 nucleotides long. Its product is annotated as putative disease resistance protein RGA4. The transcript is spliced from 2 exons. Lineage: Eukaryota; Viridiplantae; Streptophyta; Magnoliopsida; Apiales; Apiaceae. The record is from RefSeq and is a predicted model, not a curated record. Gene Ontology annotation, molecular function: ADP binding. Gene Ontology annotation, biological process: defense response to other organism. Bases 143 to 3646 code for a protein of 1167 amino acids.
AUCGUGAAUCUUAACUAACAUAGGUGUUAGACUUAAUCAGUGAUUUUAAAGUAUCAAAAUAGAUCUCCACAUAUACCAGACCCACAAGAUAAGAAAAUACCAGUUAGCAAAAAGAAAAAUAAGAAGAAAAUACCUGCAGAAGAUGGCUGAUCCAAUUGGAGCUGAUCUUGCUAGUGGACUGCUUAUAAAGCUUGUUUCACUUGUAACUGAAGAAGUUAUUCAGGCUUGGAAUAUCCAUCAACAACUCCAGACAAUGCGCGGAAGGCUGGAAUCAAUUGACGCUCUCUUGUCUGAUGCUGCUACCAAGAAACUAACCAUGUCUGCUGUCCAAAACUGGUUCAACAAACUCGAAGCAGUGGCUCAUGUAGCUGAUGCUCUUAUGGAUGAACUUGUAUACGAAGCUACUCGAAGAAAAGUGGAGGAUGGUCAUAAGGUAAGAGACUUCUUUAUUCCUUCUAAAAACACCUUAUUAUAUCGUUUCAAGGUGGCUCACAAGAUCAACUCUAUUCAUGCUUCUUUUGACAAACUUUUCAAAUGGGCUGGAGAUCUUGGUCUUCAGCCUGUAGCACAUGUAGUUUCAGUUGUGCAACCGAGAGAGAUUCGAAACACCCCACCCUUUGAAGAGGAGUCUGAAAUAUUUGGAAGAGAUGAUGAUGUAUCAUAUUUAGUCCAAACAUUGUGCAAAAAUCAUCAUGAACAUGAUUUACCAGUUAUUGCUAUUGUCGGUAUGGGAGGUCAAGGAAAAACAACUCUUGCUCGUAUGGUUUACAAUAGGGAGGAAGUAAUAAAAAUGUUUCCUAAGAGGAUGUGGGUUACUGUGUCACAUGAUUUUGAUUUCAUGAGGAUUUUAAACGAAAUGGUCGAAUCACUCACUUCAGCCACUUCAGUGUUGAAAAAUACUCAAGGAGUGAUCUAUGCGCUUCAAAAAAAUGUUAAGGAUGAAAGGUUUUUACUCGUGCUAGAUGAUGUCUGGAAUGAGGAAUCAGGGGAGUGGGAGAAGUUGCGAAAUUCUUUGCUUGGAGUUGGUGGUGCAAGAGGCAGCACUAUUUUGGUGACAACUCGUAAACAAGAAGUCAUUAAUACCAUGAAAUAUUGUGUUCCUUAUCCAGUGAAAAAACUAUCAGAGCAAGAUAGUUGGGCAUUGUUCAAGCAACGAGCAUAUUCACCCAGAAGAGAUUCAGAGAAUGAAACAUUUGCAGGCUUGGGGAGAAGCAUGGUUGAAAGGUGUGGUGGCCUACCUCUGGCAAUAAAAGCACUUGGCGGUUUGUUGCAUUCAAAGAAGUCUAAGCAGGAAUGGCAGUUAAUCAAAGAUAGUGAAAUGUGGAAAUCAAAAGAUGUAUUGCCUUCCUUAAGACUGUCAUAUGAUAAUUUACCUUAUUCAGGCCUGAAACGAUGUUUUGCUUAUUUUUCUAUUUUUCCAAAGGAUUCUGUCAUCUACAAAGAUGAACUAGUACAUACAUGGAUGGCAUUAGGAUUCCUUUCACCUCAUGAUGACAGGAAGGCGCUAGCAGAAGACAUUGGCAACGAAUACUUUAGCAUCUUGUUGUGGAAUUCUUUGCUACAAGAUGUGGAAAGAGAUGAAUACGGCAACAUCACCUGUUGCAAGAUGCAUGAUCUGGUGCAUGAUCUUGCAUUAGAUGUGUCAAGUAGUUACUCUGCUACUGCAAUGCCAAGUCAUGAUUUUAAUCAGCUAUCGAAGGCAAAAUAUGUAAGACUGAAAGGUUUUAAGGAUGUAAAAGCACAAAAAGUUGAGGCAUACAUAGAUUUAGUACAAGCACUGUAUGCAGAUUGUACUGUAUUUGGUCUGAUGUUACUCAAUCUUAAACACUUGAGAGUACUGGUGAUUAGUUCUAGUAUACUUCUUGAAGAAUUACCAAAGUCUAUCGGGACUUUAAAGAACCUUAAAUAUCUUGAUAUCCCAAGUUCUCUCAGCUUGCCAAAUAACAUCACAAGACUCUACAACUUGCAGACUCUGAGAGUUGGGCCUCUACAGGAGCUUCCAAAAAGGUUUUGUAACUUAAUUAACUUGAGACACUUUGUUAUUAAGAGAAACUAUGUGAACAACAAUCCUAGAACAAGGUGCAUGUUUAUUGGUAUAGAGAGGUUAAUUAGUCUGCAAACUUUGCCUCAUUUUGUUGUAAGCAGAGAUAAUAAUUGUCUUGUUGAGCAUUUGGGAGGGCUGGAAAAUAUUAGAGGUACACUGGAGCUUUAUGGCCUUGGUGACAUAAAAAGUAUUGAAGAAGCCGCCAAGGCAUGUUUGGGUACAAAGUCUAAUAUUGAGCGGCUGAAGUUAGUCUGGAGCAACAACGAAAAUGAAAUGGAAGAAGUAGAAUACAACGACGAGGAUGUGAUGGAAGGAUUGACACCUCACCCAAAUCUGAAAGAACUGACAAUUCUUGAUUUUAAGGGGAAGAACAUUGCAUCAUGGAUUGCAAUGAUGACAAACUUAGUUAGAAUCACACUGAGUGAUUGUAACAGAUGUGAAGAAUUUCCACCACUCGGCCACCUUCCUAAAUUGAGGGAAAUGGAGAUAUGUAGGAUGAGAGAUGUCAGGGUUAUCAAGAGUGACUUUCAUGGAGAUGUUUACAGUGGCAGUAGUGAGUUCAGUAACAGUGGGCCAGCAAAAUUGGUCACAACACUGUAUCCAUCACUAACAAAACUGAGUUUGUGCGAUUUGCCAAAGCUUGAAGAAUGGCUAGAACCAAUUAUGAGUACAGGCCUUAAAGACCUAAGUGCUUUAGUAGUAUUUCCUAAACUCGAGGUCUUGGAAAUCAUGAGUUGUUCAGAGUUGAGAAGGAUCCCGAGUAGUAGUCUCCCAUCCUUAAAGAAGUUAAAAAUUAGACACAACAGCAUGAUACUAGAAACGCUGAGCAAUAAGGUUAGCUCUCUCACAGAGCUACGACUUAAUGAUAUUAGUAACAGAGACGGAGCCUCAUCUUCUUCUCAAAAUAUCAAUGCUCUAAUGGACAAGCUAUUGAAACAAAAUUCCAAGUCUUUGACACUUUUAAACCUUAAUGACUGUCCGGGCUUGACACGUCUAACACUAGGUGUGGCUAUGCAGGGAUUGAGAGUGGUUAAUUGUCAUGAUCUAACUAGUAUUAAUGUAUUUGAGGACUCAGUUGGCUUGAAAUAUCUGAUGAUUGGAAGUUGUCCCUCUCUUUUAGAGUGGACAUUUGUUCAGAGCAUGAGGUCCACACUUGUAAGAUUGUCAUUAAGUCGGUUCUCAGAGGAAUCAGAUGAGUUUCCAUGGCCUGCUUUCUCUUCUUCUCCGAUCUCUUUUCCUAAUCUAUCCAAGCUAGCACUGAUUGGGAGAGAAAAGGUAGAGUCAAUAAUACCCGAAGGAAAACUUGAUGAUCGUCUCUCCUCGGCCUUCCCUUACUUGACUCAUCUAAACAUACGUGAUUUUGAAGGAUUGAGAGCUCUUCCAGAAUCAAUAGCAAGACUACCAUCUCUUGAGGGCUUACAUAUUUGGAAUUGCAAGAAUUUGAGGAGUUUGCCAACAUUUAGUGAGUCACAUACCCUUAAAUUCCUGGAGAUCAAUGGGUGUCCUGUUCUGAAAGAAAGAUGUACUAAGGGGAGUGGGACAGAAUGGUUCAAGAUUCAACAUAUUCCGGAUAUUAUAUGGGACGGAACCAGGUGGCUGUGAACAUUUUGCUCCCUUCAUUUCUGCUUGCUGAUCAAAGAUAAUGGCAGAGACCGUGUUAUCAUUCAACAUGUCCUACCUAAAGAUUUUGUUAACUCUUGUAGUAUGUUUUGUUAAUUUUUUUCAAUCACCCGCAUACUUUUUAAGGUGAAUAUAAACUCUACUUUCAUAAUUUACUUAUAAGUUUUUAUUUUUCUUUUAAAGUUUAAAUAUUGAAUUUUUCACAGGA